This is a messenger RNA of Hipposideros armiger (great roundleaf bat), 3193 nucleotides long. RefSeq names its product axin 1 (gene AXIN1). Gene Ontology annotation, biological process: cell development; positive regulation of protein kinase activity; negative regulation of canonical Wnt signaling pathway. Bases 118 to 2721 code for a protein of 867 amino acids. The transcript is spliced from 11 exons. Gene Ontology annotation, cellular component: plasma membrane; nucleus; beta-catenin destruction complex. The record is from RefSeq and is a predicted model, not a curated record. Lineage: Eukaryota; Metazoa; Chordata; Mammalia; Chiroptera; Hipposideridae. Gene Ontology annotation, molecular function: I-SMAD binding; beta-catenin binding; protein kinase binding.
AGAUGCUGAAAGUGACCCACAAUUAACUGCUCUUUUAGGACAGAUUGAUUCCCUUUGGAGCUAUAAGUACUGAUGUAUUAGGGUGCAGCGCUCAUUGUUCAUUGACGCAGUCUCAAAAUGAAUAUUCAAGAGCAGGGUUUCCCCUUGGACCUCGGAACAAGUUUCACCGAAGAUGCCCCCAGACCCCCAGUGCCUGGUGAGGAGGGUGAACUGGUGUCCACAGACCCCAGGCCCGUCAGCCACAGCUUCUGCUCCGGGAAAGGUGUUGGGAUUAAAGGUGAGACUUCAACAGCCACUCCAAGGCGCUCAGAUCUGGACCUGGGGUACGAGCCUGAGGGCAGCGCUUCACCCACCCCACCGUACUUGAAGUGGGCGGAGUCAUUGCACUCCUUACUAGACGAUCAAGAUGGGAUAAACCUGUUUAGGACUUUCCUGAAGCAGGAGGACUGUGCUGACCUGCUGGACUUUUGGUUUGCCUGCAGUGGCUUCAGGAAACUGGAGCCCUGUGACUCCAACGAGGAGAAGAGGCUGAAGCUGGCCAAGGCUAUUUACCGGAAGUACAUCCUCGAUAACAAUGGUAUCGUGUCCAGGCAAACCAAGCCGGCCACCAAGAGCUUCAUCAAGGACUGCAUCAUGAAGCAGCUGAUUGAUCCCGCCAUGUUUGACCAGGCCCAGACGGAAAUCCAGUCCACCAUGGAGGAGAACACCUACCCCUCAUUCCUCAAGUCCGAUAUUUAUUUGGAAUACACGAGGACAGGCUCGGAGAGCCCGAAGCUCUGUAGUGACCAGAGCUCUGGGUCGGGGACAGGGAAGGGCAUACCUGGAUAUCUGCCCACUCUGAACGAAGAUGAGGAAUGGAAAUGUGACCAAGACGUAGACGAAGAUGACGGCAGAGACCCUGCUCCCCCUGGCAGGCUCACGCAGAAGCUGCUCCUGGAGACGGCCGCCCCCCGGGCCUCCUCAAGUAGACGGUACAGCGAAGGCAGAGAAUUCAGGUAUGGAUCCUGGCGGGAGCCUGUCAACCCCUACUACGUCAACUCCGGCUACGCCCUCGCCCCGGCCACCAGCACCAAUGACAGCGAGCAGCAGAGCCUGUCUAGCGAUGCGGACAGUCUGUCCCUCACCGACAGCAGCGUGGACGGAAUCCCACCGUACAGGAUCCGCAAGCAGCACCGCCGGGAGGUGCAGGAGAGCGUCCAGGUCAACGGGCGGGUGCCUCUACCUCACAUUCCCCGUACUUACCGAAUGCCAAAGGAAAUUCGUGUGGAGCCCCAGAAGUUUGCCGCGGAGCUCAUCCACCGCCUAGAGGCCGUUCAGCGGACGCGGGAGGCCGAGGAGAAGCUGGAGGAGCGGCUGAAGCGCGUGAGGAUGGAGGAAGAAGGCGAGGAAGGAGAUCUGUCCUCUGCCCCCCCGGGGACUAGUCACAAGCUGCCUUCGGCCCCUGCCUGGCACCACUUCCCGCCCCGCUACUCAGACGUGGGCUGCUCAGGGCUGCGCGACGCGCACGAGGAGAACCCCGAGAGCAUCCUGGACGAACAUGUGCAGCGCGUCAUGCGGACCCCCGGCUGCCAGUCCCCAGGGCCAGGCCACCGCUCCCCCGACAGCGCACAUGUGCCCAAGAUGUCGGGAGUGCUGGUGGGUACGACCCUGGGCCACGGGAAGCACGUGCCCAAAUCGGGGGCGAAGUUGGAAGCGGUCGGUCUGCACGUCCACAGGCACAGCCACCACCACAGCCACCAUGGAGUGGCCCGGCCCAAGGAGCAGGCCGAGGCCGAGACUGCCCGCCGUAUCCAGAACAGCUUUGCGUGGGGCCUGGAGCCGCACAGCCACACAGGCAAGCCCCGCAGCCACCUGGAGAGCGUGGGCGCUGCCCCCAAUGCUAGCGACAGCCUGGCUUACAGCGGGAAGGCUGGCACGACCUCCAAACGAAGUGCCAAGAAGACCGAGUCGGGGAAGAGCGCCAACGCCGAGGUGCCAGGCCCAUCAGAGGACGCAGAGAAAAAGCAGAAGAUCAUGCAGUGGAUUAUCGAGGGGGAGAAGGAGAUCAGCCGGCACCGGAAGGCCGGCCAUGGGUCUUCUGGGGUGAAGAAGCAGCAGGCCCACGAGAGCUCCAGGCCCUUGUCCAUCGAGCGUCCUGGGGCUGUGCAUCCCUGGGUCAGCGCCCAGCUCCGCAACUCUGUUCAGCCCUCUCACCUCUUCAUUCAAGACCCCACAAUGCCCCCCAACCCGGCCCCCAACCCUCUGACACAGCUGGAGGAAGCCCGGCGGCGUCUGGAGGAGGAAGAGAAGAGAGCCAGCAAGCUGCCGUCAAAGCAGAGGUAUGUGCAGGAGGUCAUCCAGCGGGGGCGCUCUUGCGUCAGGCCGGCGUGCACGCCUGUGCUGAGCGUGGUGCCAGCGGUGUCCGACAUGGAGCUCUCCGAGACAGAGAUGAAAUCACAGAGGAAGGCGGGCGGUGGGACCACCCAGACAUGUGACAGCAUCGUCGUGGCUUACUACUUCUGUGGGGAGCCCAUCCCCUACCGGACCCUGGUGAGGGGCCGUGCUGUCACCCUGGGGCAGUUCAAGGAGCUGCUGACCAAGAAAGGCAACUACAGAUACUACUUCAAGAAAGUGAGUGAUGAGUUUGACUGUGGAGUGGUGUUUGAGGAGGUUCGGGAAGACGAGGCCGUCCUGCCUGUCUUUGAGGAGAAGAUCAUUGGCAAGGUGGAGAAGGUGGACUGACCGGCAGGCCUGGCCUCCGCACCACGCGGGGCCCGUGUCAGCUGGCGUGGGGAGAGCCACCCCGAGAGCCAGGAAGGGCCAUGCCACGCCAGGUGCCCGCACGUGUGCAAACACACAGCUCCGGCGUAAGGCCAGGGGCUGCCUGCCACACAGCCGCCCAGCCCUUCGGUCCAUCUGUGUCCAGGUGAGCGGGGAUCCUGCUGAGUGGUCCAUAGGCGUCCGUUCUGCUGACGAGGAGGGGCCCGUCCACUUUGCUCUGCAGCUGUACUCUGAGAGUCUGCCCAGCAGGGAUCCCACCAUGGGGCCAGCAGGACGACCCUCCCCAGCGGCCCCCUGCUGCUAACCAUGGGCCCACCCCUACACCUCCCUGCAGCCAGGGUGCUCAUACCACAGGAUCUGCUUCUCACUCCUGGACUCUCCCACCAUGCCCUGCCCUGGUCAGGCCCAGCCCAGGCCUGGGGUACAGGGGGCC